AUGGAGGAAGACGAACUUUGUAACGAUUCACUUGAACUUGGAUACAUAGAUUGUCAUUGUCAUCUAGCUGAUGAUAUGUUUGAUAAGGAUCUGGAAGAAGUUGUAGCAAAUUCAAAGAAAGAUGGCGUAAGUGCAAUAAUUGUAGUUCCAAUAGGUCUAGAGGACUUUUCCAAAGUUCUAGAUAUAUCACAAAAAUAUAGAGACAUCUUGUCACCGUGCCUCGGUGUACAUCCGGUUCAAAGAGGAACCGAAGACCAAAGAAGUGUGACACUUGCAGACAUUGAAGCAGCUCUCCCAGAAAUAGAGAAACACGUAGACAUUCUGUGUGGAAUUGGUGAAAUAGGUUUAGAUUUUCAACCACGUGUCUGUAAAAAUCCAAGUGAUAAAGAUGUUCAGAAGGAAGUUUUAAGAUUACAAGUUGAGAUGGCAAAAAAGUUUGAUUUGCCAAGUAAUGUUCACUCUCGUUCUGCUGGUCGCCCGACUAUAGCAGCUUUGAAGGAGUUUGGCGCUCGAAACGUUGUAAUGCACGCGUUUGAUGGGCGUCCAGCUGUUGCAAUGGAGGGUGUUAGAGAGGGUUUUUAUUUCUCUAUUCCUCCCUCUAUAGUUCGAAAUGAUCAGGAAAAGUUAGUGAAACAAGUACCGAUUGACAAUAUGCUGUUGGAAACCGACUCGCCUGGGCUAGGACCAAAGAAAGGUGUAAGGAAUAAUCCGUCUAAUUUACAUAUUUCUUGUGAGUACAUCGCCAAGGUCAAGAAUAUGGACACUUCUGAAGUCAGGAGAAUAACGUCUUCAAACGCAUUAAAACUUUUCCCCAAAUUGACACAGUUUGUAAAACAAUCAUGAAUUUUUUUGAGUAAAGUAAA
Messenger RNA from Mytilus trossulus (common blue mussel), 863 nucleotides. RefSeq names its product putative deoxyribonuclease TATDN3. The coding region runs from base 1 to 843 and encodes 280 amino acids. The transcript is spliced from 2 exons. NCBI's taxonomy places the organism in Eukaryota, Metazoa, Mollusca, Bivalvia, Mytilida, Mytilidae. Gene Ontology annotation, molecular function: hydrolase activity, acting on ester bonds. The record is from RefSeq and is a predicted model, not a curated record.